Trichechus manatus latirostris (Florida manatee) is the source of this 4393-nucleotide messenger RNA. RefSeq names its product L3MBTL histone methyl-lysine binding protein 2 (gene L3MBTL2). The transcript has 17 exons. Gene Ontology annotation, cellular component: nucleus. NCBI's taxonomy places the organism in Eukaryota, Metazoa, Chordata, Mammalia, Sirenia, Trichechidae. Bases 59 to 2176 code for a protein of 705 amino acids. Gene Ontology annotation, molecular function: zinc ion binding; chromatin binding. Gene Ontology annotation, biological process: negative regulation of DNA-templated transcription. The record is from RefSeq and is a predicted model, not a curated record.
GCGAGGCCAAUAUGGCUUCUUACACCUGGUGACGGUUGAAGAAACGGUGUUAGGUCUCAUGGAGAAACCCCGGGGCAUCGAGGAGACUCCAUCUUCAGAACCAAUGGAGGAAGAAGAGGAAGAUGACUUGGAGCUCUUUGGUGGCUAUGACAGUUUCCGGGCUUACAACAGUAGUGUGGGCAGUGAGAGCAGCUCCUACCUGGAGGAGUCAAGUGAAGCAGAAAAUGAGGAUCGGGAAGCUGGGGAGCUGCCCACCUCCCCACUGCAUUUGCUCAGCCCCGGGACUCCCCGCUCUUUGGAUGGCAGUGGUUCUGAACCAGCUGUCUGUGAGAUGUGUGGUAUUGUGGGCACAAGAGAAGCCUUCUUCUCCAAGACCAAGAGGUUCUGCAGCGUCUCCUGCUCCAGGAGCUACUCCUCCAACUCCAAGAAAGCCAGUAUCUUGGCUAGAUUACAGGGAAAACCACCCACCAAGAAAGCCAAAGUCCUACACAAAGCUGCUUGGUCGGCCAAGAUUGGAGCCUUCCUCCACUCCCAAGGGACGGGACAACUAGCAGAUGGGACACCAACUGGACAAGACGCGCUGGUCUUAGGUUUCGACUGGGGGAAGUUCCUGAAGGAUCACAGUUACAAGGCUGCUCCCGUGAGCUGCUUUAAACACGUCCCGCUGUAUGACCAGUGGGAGGAUGUGAUGAAGGGGAUGAAGGUGGAGGUGCUCAACAGCGACGCGGUGCUCCCCAGCCGGGUGUACUGGAUCGCCUCUGUCAUCCAGACAGCAGGGUAUCGGGUGCUGCUCCGGUAUGAAGGCUUUGAAAAUGACGCCAGCCAUGACUUCUGGUGCAACCUGGGAACCGUGGAUGUCCACCCCAUUGGCUGGUGUGCCAUCAACAGCAAGAUCCUGGUGCCCCCACGGACCAUACAUGCCAAGUUCACUGACUGGAAGGGCUACCUCAUGAAACGGUUGGUGGGCUCCAGGACCCUCCCUGUGGAUUUCCAUAUCAAGAUGGCAGAGAGCAUGAAGUACCCCUUCAGGCAGGGCAUGCGGCUGGAGGUGGUGGACAAGUCCCAGGUGUCACGUACUCGCAUGGCCGUGGUGGACACAGUCAUUGGGGGCCGCCUGCGACUCCUUUACGAGGAUGGUGACAGUGACGAUGAUUUCUGGUGCCACAUGUGGAGCCCCCUGAUUCACCCAGUGGGCUGGUCACGGCGUGUCGGCCAUGGCAUCAAGAUGUCAGAGAGACGCAGUGACAUGGCCCACCAUCCCACCUUCCGGAAAAUCUACUGUGAUGCGGUUCCUUACCUCUUCAAGAAGGUACGAGCUGUCUAUACAGAAGGUGGCUGGUUUGAGGAAGGGAUGAAGCUAGAGGCCAUUGACCCCUUGAAUCUGGGCAAUAUCUGCGUGGCAACCAUCUGCAAGGUUCUCCUGGAUGGCUACCUGAUGAUCUGUGUGGAUGGGGGGCUCUCCACAGAUGGCUUGGACUGGUUCUGUUACCACGCCUCGUCCCAUGCCAUCUUCCCAGCCAACUUCUGCCAGAAGAAUGACAUUGAGCUCAUACCCCCUAAAGGGUACGAGGCACAGACUUUCAACUGGGAGGCCUACUUGGAAAAGACCAAGUCAAGAGCAGCCCCAUCAAGACUCUUUAACAUGGACUGCCCCAACCACGGCUUCAAGGUGGGCAUGAAGCUGGAGGCUGUGGACCUGAUGGAGCCCCGGCUCAUCUGCGUGGCCACCGUGAAGCGGGUGGUGCAUCGUCUCCUCAGCAUCCACUUUGACGGCUGGGACAGCGAAUAUGACCAGUGGGUGGACUGCGAGUCCCCGGACAUCUACCCCGUUGGCUGGUGUGAGCUCACCGGCUACCAGCUCCAGCCCCCCGUGGCCACAGAGCCAACCACACCUCUGAAGGCCAAAGAGGCCACGAAGAAGAAAAAGAAACAGUUUGGAAAGAAAAGGAAAAGAAUACCGCCAACCAAGACCAGGCCCCUCAGACAGGCAUCCAAGAAGCCCCUGCUGGAGGACGACCUGCAGGCCGCAGGGAAGAUCUCGUCUGAGCCCGUUCCUGAUGAGAUCGUCGCUGCACAGGUGAAGGAGGAGCACCUGGACACGGCCACGCCCGACAAGGCUGCUAGUCCCAAGCUGCCUGUCCCCAUUGAGGACAUCAAGCAGGAAACAGACGACUGACCUUCCCCUUGCCAGCCUGGCCACCAACUAGAAGCCAGGUAGGGCUUCUCCAGUGCCACCACCCUCCACCCCACUGGAGUUUGGAGAUAGCCUUUUUGGAGAAAUUGUGCAUGAUGCUGGGGGUCCAGGCCCUGAAGGACCAGCCUGAGUUCCCUUGACCCACCAUCCUCCUCUUUGGUGAGGCCCACGUGACUGGGUUGCCUGAGGCCCCCUAAACGUGUCUGCGAGUGACUGCCUCUCCAGCUAAGAGUUCCCAAAGCUUGAACACUAACUGCCUGGGCUGUGUGCUGUCCCCUGUGGCAGCUCCCCUCACCCUCACCAUUGCCUCAACUGCCAGGGCCUGGGAGCCACGCCAGUCACCCCGGAAGACAGGACAGCUAGGGAGCUGUGUGUAAAUAAAGGCCUGUGCAGCUUUCUGCUCUCAGGGGAGAAGGUUGCCUGAUUGACAGUAAGGGUUGUGACAUGAGAGGUGUGACGGGUGCAGCCUGGCCUUACGCCAAGCAGAAUUGCCUCUCUCGCCUCCUGGUUGGUGCUCUGCUCCUCUGGGCCCCCUGGGAGGCCCAGGCACCCCACACAGGGACCCAGCUCCAGCAGGCAGCAGAGAAGCGGUGAGUUGCAGUGGUCUGUGAGGCUGUCUUAACUUGUUUUCCCGGGUGGCCUGAGCACUGACUCCCAUGUCCUAAAAGGAGCCGUGGCAGGGGGCCUGGGCUUCCCCCGGCACAGGGACUUGGAGGGGUCUAUGGAGGGAAAUGCCACACCAGCCCCUGUGCUGUGUGGCAGACUUGGCGUUGGUGCCGGUGACUUAGGCCAGCACCUUGCUGCCAGGGGCAGCAGGAUUAGAAGGUGAGCUGGGCCCAUGUGCACUAGGGGAGUCCAGCCACGAGGGAGAGUUAGCCCCAGCACUGAGCCUAACCUGCUUUGGAACCUAGCUGGGGCAGGACUUGUCAUUUCUACUUCCCUCUUCCCAUUAACCAGGGGUCAGGUAUGGUCUUGCAAGAGAGUCCUGAAGUAGGGGAGUGGUCAGCGCCACUGGUGGAGGUGGGCCUGAAGAGAGCGUUGGUUCCCCUCCCUCACCAGUGCCUCCUAGAGGGAGAACGGGUAGGGCACUGACAGGGUGCACUUCUGCUUAUUCCUUAAUAGAUUCUGAUUCUCCCUGCUCCUCUGAAACCACAUUCUAGAAGUUUACCUAGUGUCAACCCAAAUUCCAGUUGCUGUUACAUUUCCCAGUCUUCUGAAACUCCUCUCUGUGAUCAAUCCCAUCUUCAGUAAUUCCUCUUCCUGGAGCCUAAGAUGGGGCCUGUGUGUCUUCACCCCUCUCCUUUCCUGUAUUCUUGAGAAGAGGUGGCCCUACCUGCAGUGAGUCCCUACGUCCCUCAGAGCAGAGAGCUGUGUUGGUGUGGCCAGCUGCUUUCCGGGCCUCCUGCUGCCCCUCAAACCUGGGCGGGUUUAGAGAGAACGUGAUUCUAUCUCCUUUGGCAAAAGCACUAGGCAGCCCCACACGGUGCAGAAACCAGGCCCAGAAAGAGGCCUAUUGGUGUAGCCCAGAAAGCUUGAAAAUGACUAGGUGUUAAAACAGUAGACAGGGCUGUUCCCACCCAUCUCACACACACCAGCUCCAAGACUUGGGCAGUGACAGUGUUGGCAUUAGCUUCUUUGGAGGCAGGAUAUUGGAAGGAAGAUGGCCUGGAUUUGAACUUUGGCUCUGCUGCCUGCUCAGCCCUGCUUUUGCUCAGUGAUGUGCCCAGCUAAAAAAUCAUCUUCCCAGGUUCUCCUGCAGUUAGGGGAUUCAGUUCUGACUGAAGGGCUUCUGGGUAAACGGCUGAUGUGCCAUCUGGCCUUGGUUCCUUCUUCCUGAGUUAAGAAGCAGUGCCCAGAGGUGCCAUGAGCACAAGAGCCACAUGGUAAGGAUGGCGGAGCAGGAGGAUGUGUUUGGCUGCCACUGUAGCCCUGGACUGACCUCCCCAGACCUCCUAACUUCUUGUCAUAUGACACAGAUCCUUACUCUUUGAAGUCUACUCUGUUAGCUUUCUGACUUGCAGCAUAGUCUUCUAAUGUACCAGCUUGGUAUUGUUAUGAAGUGUGCACUGAACGAUAAGAAUAAAUGUUACCUGCUGUCAUCUCUUCAGCUCCAUUGCCACAUACCGUACUGUCCUUAUUUACAUCCCCCCUGCAAGUCUAGGAGUUCCCCAAAGGUAGAGCCUGUGUCUUCUCUAUGUC